This is a messenger RNA of Rodentolepis nana, 396 nucleotides long. NCBI's taxonomy places the organism in Eukaryota, Metazoa, Platyhelminthes, Cestoda, Cyclophyllidea, Hymenolepididae. The record is from the annotation of a GenBank genome assembly.
AUGCCCGCGACGCAAAUCUAUAUCCGACCAAAUACAGAAAUCGACAACAAGCUGAAAGAGACCUUUGCCGAACACAAGGGUGGCAAAAUUAUUCUGCUACUAGAAGCAUCAACGGAUAUUGAGACCGGAGAUAGCUGGGAUGAGUCUUGCUGUAAAGUCGAAAGUAUGUUGGAACCUCUACUCGAAGAAUCUCCCGAAUCAACAAUAUUUAUGAUGGUGGAGGUCGGAAACAAGGAUGCGUGGGAAGAAGACUCAAAUAUUUUUAAAAAGCACAAAGUUUUCCAGUUGAAAGCCAUUCCAACUCUUGUUGUUUUGACAUCGCCGGAAUCCGUGGUUAAACGCAUAGAAGGUCCAGCUUGCCUAGAUGAAAAAGAGCUUUCUGAGCUUUUCAAUUGA